AACUACUAGGGUUUCAAUUCGAUCGGAGAGAAGGCGAUGGAUAUGGCUGGUUCUGAAUCCGGCGACGGCAUGAAAAAUUCGAAAUUGCAGGUUGGGGAAUCAGAAACGAAGAAGCUAAUCAACAAGAUACCCCGACAAGUGACGGAAUUGUGCGAGAAGAAACCGGCGACGAACAAGCGCACGGCGAGAAUCAAUAUGAUAAUCGACCUCGUUUAUCAAUUGAAAGAGGAGGAAUCAGAGGAGGAUGAUAAACUCGAAUCGAUGAAGAAAUUGGAAGAGGAGCAAAAGAAAUUGGAAUCGAUGAUGAAAUUGCAAGAGGAGCAAAAGAAAUUGGAAUCGAUGAUGAAAUUGGGAGAGGAGAAGAAAUUGGAAGAAGAGAAGAAAUUGGAAGAGGAUACGAAAUUGGAAUCGAUGAAGAAAUUGGAAGAGGAGGAGAAGAAAUUGGAAUCAGUGAAGAAAUUGGAAGAGGAGAAGAAAUUGGAAUCAAUGAAGAAAUUGGAAGAAGAGGAUACGAAAUUGGAGUCGAUGAAGAAAUUGGAAGAAGAGGAAACGAAAUUGGAAGAAGAGAAGAAACUGAAAUCGAUGAAGAAAUUGGAAGAGGAGAAGGAAUUUGAAGAGAUGCUGAAACGGGUACAUGUGGAUAUAAGGAACUCGAUUAUCAGGGACUUUUGUUUUUGUUAUGAUGCCAAGCUAACGUAUGAUCGAGAUUCAACCGAUUUCUGUAAUCCCGUAGAAAUGCUGAGGCUCAAAGGUUAUGCACAAAUGGCAAUUGAUGUGUUCAACAAAAGACAGCACAUACAAUACAAUGUGGAUGAAAUCGACAUAGCGACCACACGUAUAGUCGAUGAUGGAUUUAUAGUGUUUCUGCUUUUUACCGCCAUGGCGGAUGCUGUCCAUCAAUUUAACAAUGUCGAUUUUUUCAGAGCAGAUAUUCACGGUGGAACGCAACUUACUGAAGUGACUUACGUCGAUUACUCCUUUCUUUAUGAUUGCAUGUGA
Molecule: messenger RNA, 999 nt
Organism: Erythranthe guttata (spotted monkey flower)
Lineage: Eukaryota; Viridiplantae; Streptophyta; Magnoliopsida; Lamiales; Phrymaceae
Source: RefSeq, a predicted model, not a curated record